CUCGCCUGUGAUUCGUUGCUCGUUAAAGCGCUCCUGGUGGUUGAACGAGCCUUGUAGACUAGCCCCAGCCAUCCAUCACGUCGAGGACCUUCUAGGACAAUGCCAUGGCGAUAACCUCGAAAUUCUAUCAGAUGCGAUUAUGGCAACAGCCCCUGUGGGCCACGCAGCUGUAGCGGGCCAGAGCUUGAACCAAUUCCGACUCAUACAGUUUGGAGGUCUGUCAAACGCGACGACGGCUGAUGCUCGCUCGCCAGCACCUAUUCCAGACGCAUCAGAACAGAUGGCGCAAGCUCGCCCUCCCUCAGGCCAGAACCAGGAGCGCAUACCUUCUGCCGCGACUUCGAGGACGAAACCUCUCGAUCACAAUCCCACUCAUUCUCCUAGCGGCCUUGGUGGUGCCCUCGACCUGGUCGAGCUGACAUCAAAUCCAACAGUCGAGGGUAUUCUCGGCCCAAACAAAGACGGCAGAGUGAGGAAUCCAGUACCUAGUAAGCUGAAAGGGAAAACAGAUAACAACUCUGGAGCCUUCGGCGUCAUGAGCAUGGGGAUGAGUCCGGGGAAGAAGAACGAGGGUCAAGGCAAGGAUGCCGCCGCUGAACGUGAUGCCGCUGCCAGACGGACGAGCGAGAAUACUGCCUCCCGAGCAAAAGCAGCGCAAUCUGAGAAGUAUGUACCUCCAAAGAAGAGAGGUUUGGAGGCGAGCUUGGACGGCCCAUCUACGAGUCGCGGGUCACCAUUUUCGAGAGACGAUCACAAGCAGCGUGGCAGACCUUUAGCACCUGACGAAACGAAGAUUGAGCAAGCUCGACUCCUCACCCUAUUACGAAGUAUAAAUCCAGUGACCGUGGUUGAUCAAAUCUGCAAAGCCGUCGCGUACUUUGGAGGAAUACCUGGCGCUCCACCUCCAGAGGAUGGUAUUUUCCCCGAAAGCGCGAACACCAGAGAAACUGGCGCGUUAUUUAUCGGCUGGUUAGCAGAGAUUUUUCCAGAUGUCACAGCUCGAAGUCCCGAGAUACCAAGAGACGUGAUGCCGGGCGCUGGAAAGAAGAAGGGCAAGCAGACCAAGGGCAAUAGAAUUUCAGUGGAAGGAGACGCUUCUCACGAGCCUCCUAAUUCGAGGAAUGGCUAUGGAUUUGGUCCAGCUGUGUCUGCACCGGCUUGGGGCUUACCGCCAUCUCUUGGACUGGUAAAUACACCGCAAAUGACGCCAAUUCCAUUACCGGAAACUAGGAUCAUUCCCAAUAACGGUCCAAGUCAGAACAAACAACCAGAACAGCAGAGCCCUGCUACGCCUAUCAAACAGCAGUUGGAGGAACACAACGAUGGAAAUACAUCCACGAAUAAGAGGAGGCGAGGCAGGCCAAAGGGCUCUAGGAACAAAGGUCGAGGUGAAGGAGGAUCGGAAGGUUUUGAGCCGAAUGCUCCAGUUGCAGGGCAGACACAGGGUCAGCAAGGUUCCGAGUCUCCUCAAGCACAAGCAGCUGUCAAUAAGCCCACCCAUUCAAAAACGAGUGUUCCUGCAGCUGCCCUGCCAGCUUUCACUCCCGUCGCAAACAACCAAGCAACGACCUCAAAGCCACAUCAAACCCUUCAAUACUCAGAGCAGUCCUGGCCAAACAAUUUCCAGCAGAACCAGACUACAAACCCUACGAAUCUGCCUCAAGUGGACGAACUUAGUCCUGAAGAAAAGGCUGUCAUUGAGGCCUUCAGACAUCAUGGACCUGAAGCUGCAAAUGCUGUGCCAUCUCCUAUUACAACUUCGAAGCCUCCACCUGAGGCUGGUCAGAAGCGUAAGCGUGCGCCUCCGAAACCCAAACCAGCGCCUACCUCGGUGCCAGCAUUCCAACCUGAAAAGUCUCAAUCAGCCCAGAAAGUUGGGAGCUUGGGAAAUGUCCCCUCUGGGAAUGAGAGUCCUCUGACUGUCGCUAAGGAGGGGCUUCAAUGGGCUGCAGUAGAACCAACACCACAAGCAGCUCCUCCACCAGCCAAACGUCCUCGGCAAAGAAAGCCAAAAGCCCCUAGCACAAAUGAUCCACCAUCACGCAAUCAAACUGCGUCUAUCGUCAAUAGUGCUACUCCCCCGAUACCCCCAAGUACAAUCCCCGACUCUCAAGCCACGGCUUCUCAGCAGAGUAUCCCCCCAAGUCGACCACCAGCAGAAGGUCUCGAGGCGCACUAUGAGAGGUUUGUCAGUCUUCAGCAACAGCAAAAUGGUCGAAGUACCCCGUCUCUGUAUGGUUCCCACCAAGCAUCGCCUCAGAUGAGCAACAACAGUUACCGAAGCUCCAGUACACACACCCUAGCUCAAGCGUCACCUCAGUUUUCCCAAGCAGAGAAUACGUAUCGAACCGCCAGCCCCCAUACCCUUGCUCAACCCUCGCCGUCUUUCUCGCAAAGUGAUACGACAUUCAGGAACACCAAUACUCAAAACAUCACGCAGCCAUCACCAUCGUAUUCUCAAGCCGAAAAUCCUUACCGAACCCCGAGUACACAUUCCAUGGCCCAACCAACACCCUCUUAUACAACGACACGCUCCCAUCCGCAAACCCAACCUUCUCAUCAAAACCAUUACAGCCAUUUCUCAGACUCGACCUACAUUGAUCUCCCGACUCUAGAAUCUCUUGGCCAUGCCGGAAGUAGCAACAGCCAAAGCGUGGGUCUUGCUACGGGCAAUUACGGUCAAGGGAUGAGCGUUGGACUCGGUACUCCCGCUCGAUCAUCCGCAAGCAGUAACACUUUGUACGGCAGCAGCUCAGGUCUGAAUAGUGCUUUUGAUGCGAACACCAAUGAUCUUCUGAGAGGAGUCUCGCGAUCAACAACACAUACUAACUCCGCAUAUGGGACGUCACCAUCAGGCCUGGGGAAUGCGUUUGAUACGGGUCCGACUGAGAAUGAGAUGAGAGAGCGUCUGCUUCGAGGAUUCCGGAGGUGA
Molecule: messenger RNA, 2932 nt
Organism: Mollisia scopiformis
Lineage: Eukaryota; Fungi; Ascomycota; Leotiomycetes; Helotiales; Mollisiaceae
Exons: 2
Coding region: 140-2932 (930 amino acids)
Source: RefSeq, a predicted model, not a curated record